CCUUUCUUCCUGCUGCAAUGCCUGCUCGCUCACUUCUGGCUCUGUUUUAGUGGGCUCUCCCUUCCCUGCACUCACUUCUCUCUUCUCCCGUCCUCCUCACCACCCCCCUACAUCCCCUCCCCUCCCUCCUGGCAGGCCACCGUUUCAUGGAGGCGGGACAGCAAGCGAGCACCUGGGGGUAAGCCCCUUUCCUUCUGCUGUAAUGACUGCUCGCUCACUUUCUGGUUGAAUUUCGUGAUUGGCUCUUCCUUCCCUGCACUCAAUUUUCACUUCUCCCUUCCUCCUCACCAACCCCUCCCCCUCCCUCCUGGCAGGUCACCUGGCAGCAAGUGAGAGCGGUGCAGCAGAGCCUGUAGCUGAGCGCGGUGCAGCAGCAGCAGCAACUGCGGCAGCAGCACUAGUGGAUCCUGAUGCAAGGGAGAGUAUCUGGAGUGGGCUCGGCUGUUCAAGGCAGGUAACUUGGCAGCAGCAAGCCAAGUCUGCAGCAGAACCUGUAGCUGAGGUCGGCGCAGCAGCAGCAGCAGCACUGCAUUCGGCAAUGAGGGAGAGUAUCUGGGCUCGGUUCGGCUCCUAAAGGUACAGGUAUGGUACAGGUUUGGUAUGGUAUCGGUACAGGUAUGGUAUAGGUGCAGGUAUGGCGACAUUCCCCUCAUUCCCCUCCUCUUUCUCCUCCCUGCCUCCUUCAGCAGCUGCCCACCCCUUGGUGCCCUGGACUGGAGCAAGUUGAGGAGCAGAGGAGAGUUUCUCACACCCCCCUCCUCUUUCUCCCCAGCAGCUGCGCACCCCUUGGUGCCCUGGAGCAAGAAGGGGAGCAGAGGGGAGUCGCUCACACCCCCCACCCCCCUCCAUUCCCCCAGCAGCUUCGCAUCUCUUGGCUGUGCAUGGUGGUGGUAAGUGAGGUACACGUGUCAAGCACUCUGUGUCCAAUCGCAAUACCCGCGCGUUAAUGCAUAAUGGGCCCAUGGCAGACCAUUGCGGCCGAAUGGUUCUGUCUCGUGCCAGCUCUUGCCACGCCGGUGAGGGGUAAUUGGAUCUUGGGCUUACCGUGUGCUUGCCUCCUGCCUCGCUUGGCGCCUCAACGCAAUGGG
Closterium sp. NIES-67 is the source of this 1088-nucleotide messenger RNA. The record is from the annotation of a GenBank genome assembly. Lineage: Eukaryota; Viridiplantae; Streptophyta; Zygnematophyceae; Desmidiales; Closteriaceae.